AUGCUGCUCGACGAAGACCCCGCUACUCUCAUCCAACACACGAUCGGAAACUUCAACAUCAACCCUGACAAACUCGCCGUAACCCGAAUCAAUGAAUCCUUGACAGCACUACAACAAUCGCGUGACCUGCGCAUCCGCGAAGCAGAGACUGCUCUCCGGAAACUAUCGCGCAACCUGAAAUCCCUUGAAACGAACUAUGAGGAGACCGUGGCGGCACAUGAUCCGGCUCGUCACGCGCAGGAGAUUCUCGAACUCGAUGCACAAAAGUUUCGAAUUGCAAAAGCUGCAUCCGACUUAGAGAUUGAGUCGGAGCGUUUAGAGGCUGAUUUGGAGGUAUUGAAGGAGCGAUUGGCGGAGCUCGAGGCACAGGGUCUGGAGGGCGAUGAGAUUGUGCGCCGCGAGAGGGAGGCUGAUGAUGCUACAAUAUUACGACUCAAAGUCUAUCGCUCCCUCGGAAUCGAUGUCGAAGCAGACGAUGCUGGCAAUUACAACAAGGCUAUUAUCCGUAACAGUCGCAAGGGCGAUGUUCAUGUAGUCAACAUCGAUCCGAAGUUCUCCCGAUUUUUCUACGCAAACUACUUUUGGCAAACUAUGCAGGGUUGA
This is a messenger RNA of Talaromyces amestolkiae, 603 nucleotides long. RefSeq lists its product as uncharacterized. The coding region runs from base 1 to 603 and encodes 200 amino acids. Lineage: Eukaryota; Fungi; Ascomycota; Eurotiomycetes; Eurotiales; Trichocomaceae. The record is from RefSeq and is a predicted model, not a curated record. The transcript has 3 exons.